GUGCUCGCGGCACCGGAUGCAGCCCAGGUGAGGCCCCGCCCCCCUCAGGUGCGCCUCAUUAAAGAGCUGUGAAAGCGGCUGGACGGCGUCUGUCCGCGUGAAGAGAAGGCGCCAAACUCAAAGUGCACGAUGUCAAGCAGCGGAGCGGAAACGGCAGCUCAGAGCCCGCUGCGCUCCUCCAGCUUCUGUUUCAGCCCGUGGUCGUGUGUCUGUGUGAAGGGCUGGUCGGCGGCCGUGUGGAACGGCCUACCUGACCCGCUGCUGGCCGCCGCCGCCGCCUCCGGAUGCUCCGCCCCCGAGCCGUGGCUCCUCCCCGGCUGCAGCUCCGUCUACGACAGCCUGGUCAGUAACGUGUCUCCGCUCCCGUCUCCUCCUGCUGCCAGCGGCCUGCGAGGGAGAGAGAGAGCUGCCGGCAACAAACCUCGCAGGCCGUCCAUCCUGGAGCGUUGCAUCCUGAAAGUGUCCACCAGCAGUGUGGCCGUGGGGACGGACGACCUGGACAACAAGAGGCCCCCUCUCGGUCGCUGCUAUCCCCGCCUCCCGGACCCGGCAAACACCGAGACCAACGCUGCGGUUCUGAAGCGGCGGCAGAAACAGAUCCAAUACGGCAAGAACACCAGCGGCUACCAGAGCUACCUGCAGCAAGUCCCCAAACACCUGAGGGAUCCUAAGCUCCACCCGUCCACUCCCAACAAGUACAGGAAGUACAGCCGGCGCUCCUGGGACAUGCAGGUGCGUCUGUGGAGGCGAGCGCUGCACCUGUGGGACCCUCCGACGGACACCCAGCCGGACGCCGCUGACGCACGGGACCCAGUGGAGCAACUGCAGAGCCAGCUGGCGAAGAUGACCUCUGACCUGUGUGAGGACGGAGGAGACGGGCAGAGAGAGAAGGAGACUCCAGCAGCCUCUGAAACCUCCUCUGUGUCUCCUCUGUCGGCCGUGACGUCGCAGGAGCUGCCUGGACCCUGGAACAGCCCGCUCUCACCGAUCUUCUGGCAGGAUGCUGAGAGCAGCCACAGGCCUCUUCGCUCGCCUCCCGGCCUGAGCUACUCCUUCGCGAGUCAGCUGACCACCGACGACAACAUGACGGACUGGCUCCGCCUCCUGCUGGAGGCCGACGACCCCCGAGAUUUCGGCUCUGAUGACCAGCAGGUUCCUGUUUUCUCGGACCAGCUGUUCUGGAAUCCGUACUGAUGGUCACCGGAUCUCCACCCACCUGAAACAAACGAGGUUCAGUCGUCGGUCAACGUCUUUAACUCCUCAGCCCUCGUCGAGGGAAGUCGUCUGGACCCUCUAACCUGUCGAUCCUGAAUGUGUCGGAGUAAAAGCGUGCGUGUGGUUUCAGUAUCUUUUUAAGAUGGUUAACGACAGCAGGGACGUGAUUGGUCCUCGAUCAGAGUGGCCUCCGCCCCUCCGUGAUGUCUUCUCGGCGGGAGGAGGGCUGCGACCUGAAGGGAACCCGAGAGGAACCGCGUUCUUUGCUCCGGCCCCGGAAGUGUUGGGAUUUCCCGGGCCGCUCUCGAACGCGUCCUCGGCUCGGACAGCUGAACACUUUGACCUGAGCGUGGUACUAUAGUUUGCACUUUCUGUGUUUAUGUUGAACUGCAUCAGAUGGAGCAUUUCUCACCUGCAUCAUGUUUUACUUUGAUCCUGCACUGAAGGAAAGGCUGCUGAUCGUUUUGUCCUUGAAGUCACUGGUUUAGUCUCUUUGUGCCGUCGGGUGUCACUGCCGUUGUCUCGGGGCCACGUCCCCUUCACGCUCCGCUGUCUGUCUGUCUGUCUGUCGGGCUCAGGCGCCACGUCCUCCUCUCUGUACCUCCAUGUUUUUUCUAAAAAACACACCUUGAUUAGUGGAGGAGAAAACGCUGUCACUUUGUGUUGUUGUGAGUUUUCUUUUUUACUUUUUUGUGUUUCUCAAUUUGUCAUUUUGUGCUGCUUGAAUAUCGAGCGCGAAGCUGAAGGAUGUGAUUAAUAAAGAUGUAAAUAAAGUGUUGGAAGUUCA
Messenger RNA from Siniperca chuatsi (mandarin fish), 2002 nucleotides. RefSeq names its product stem-loop binding protein 2 (gene slbp2). The transcript is spliced from 9 exons. Gene Ontology annotation, biological process: mRNA 3'-end processing by stem-loop binding and cleavage; mRNA transport. The record is from RefSeq and is a predicted model, not a curated record. Gene Ontology annotation, cellular component: histone pre-mRNA 3'end processing complex; cytoplasm. NCBI's taxonomy places the organism in Eukaryota, Metazoa, Chordata, Actinopteri, Centrarchiformes, Sinipercidae. Bases 130 to 1194 code for a protein of 354 amino acids. Gene Ontology annotation, molecular function: histone pre-mRNA stem-loop binding; mRNA binding.